Messenger RNA from Naegleria gruberi, 1545 nucleotides. RefSeq lists its product as uncharacterized. NCBI's taxonomy places the organism in Eukaryota, Heterolobosea, Eutetramitea, Acrasida, Naegleriidae. The record is from RefSeq and is a predicted model, not a curated record. The coding region runs from base 1 to 1545 and encodes 514 amino acids. The transcript has a single exon.
AUGAAAGCCUCAUCAUCACGCCUCCUCGUCUUGUGUUGUGGUCUAUUGUUGAUUCUCGGCCACUUGAUUGAGGCACAAAAGGUAAAGAUUGAUUCUACCUUUGGUACAAAGAAUAUGGUGGUGAAUGAUUUUGUUCAAUAUAAUUUUCCUAUUGUGAUUCAACAAACACAAUGUGCUUUACAAGUCUCGUUUGAUUAUAAUAUUAAUGUUGGUAUGAAUGCCUCUCGAUUUGCUUUCACUGCUGAGACUUUAUCACCCAAUCCAUUCGGAACACUUCAUACUCCAGCUACUACUAAUUUGAAGAUUUAUGGAUUGUACAAGAUUACUUUUGAAGAUUUUGAUCCAAACACUGGAAGUUUAGAUAUUACAGUUGUUUUGAGUAAUCCUAGUGGUUUCUUGAAUGUUAAUCCAUUCUCGAUGAUAUUUUACAAGAAGGCUGAUGCUACAUUGAUGGGAGAAUUUGUUGAUGCUGAAUCUCAUGCAUUUUCUGAUUCUGUCAUGAUUGCAACUAAUUAUAACAACUUGUUGACACAAAAUUUAUUGGUUGCUGGUUUGUAUGGUGAUUUAGCUCAAUCAGUUCAAUCUAGAAUUGACAAGUCAAAUACUGUUCCAGGUCCAACAACUUUCCUCUUUGACAUUCUUCCAAGUAUGAGUCAAUCCCUUAUUAUUGCAUUCCCAAAUCAAAAGCCAGCCAAGACUCCUCCAACCUUUACUUUGUCUGAAUAUAAUGAUUUUGAACCGACUGCUGUUCCAAAGGGUUAUGUUUCUCUCCACUCUUAUCAACUCUCCACUUCUGUUGAUCCUCCAACAUUUUCUGGUUCUACUUGGAGUUUAAGUUUUGAUGCCACUGUUGGAUUUUUUUUAAAUGACGAGAAGACUCCUGUUGAAAUUCAACCAUCAAGUCUUACAUGUGCCUGUACUGCAAACUCUGAUGAAAUUUAUCAAAAAGUGGAAAGCAGAGUUAGUACCGAUAAGUUGACUUGUAAGAUUGAAGAUCCAACAACAUGUGUCUAUCCAAUGAUCAUUGCUAGAUUGGCCCCAAAGGAAUCCGUUCCUGUUCAAGUUACUGACAUGACCUUUGGUCAAACCUUUAGAGAAAAGGUUGAAUAUGGUAAUAAGAAGAUGUUCAAGGUUGUUGUUCCUUCUAGUGUCAAGUUUACCAUUUCUGCCAAGUCACUCUAUCAAGGAGAAACUGCAACAUUGUUUGUUAAUAGUAGAGGCUUCCCUACUGAAACUGUCAAUAUCGCCAGAAAGUCCAUUGAUAAUAAGGAAACUACUGUUACAAUUGAAAAUAAGGAAGUUGGUCCACUCGAUUAUUACAUUUCCAUUGCUCCAGUUUUUGCUGAAGGUGCUGUUAUUAUAUUGAAUGUUGAUUAUAGCUCAUCUCUGGAUGAUAACGCAAUUAUCAUUUUAUCUGUAACCAUUCCAAUGUUCUUUUUGGUUCUAAUUGUUUGUAUGAUUUUGGUUGUCGUUCUCUGUAGAAAGAAGAAGCCAGUUAUUGAAAGUGAUCCUUCAAUGUUCCACAAGCUUCAAGACAAUCAAUAA